Messenger RNA from Chara braunii, 3462 nucleotides. NCBI's taxonomy places the organism in Eukaryota, Viridiplantae, Streptophyta, Charophyceae, Charales, Characeae. The record is from the annotation of a GenBank genome assembly.
CGGAGCCCGAUACGACAUGACUGACGCCUUCGAGCGUGUCGUCACUACACGCUGGUCCGGCUCUGGUGGCGCUGCCGGCCUGGAUCGCCACAUCCCGGUUUUUCAGGACGCCCGCCUCGUUUGCGACGUGGCGUUCCUCCCUGAGGCUGCCCUUAUCGAUCGUUUCUUGGCUAGCCUUCCGCUCGAGUACCGCUCCGAGCUAUGGCGGUACGAGUUCACAUCGGCCCCACAGGCUUACGAGGCCGCUAGGGACCACCAGCCGAUGCGAGCUCGUCUUCACCCCGCCUCCUCCUCCCAGCCCAAGCGCACGGGCGACGCCUCGUCCUCCUCUCACGGCACUUCCCAGCGCCGUUCCCCUUUCCGCGGUCGCCCCCGCCGUUCCACGCAGCAGGGCCGCCACUUCUCGCGCCGCUUCAGCACGCUGGAGUAUGCCACGGUGCAGUGUACACCUGCGCCCUCCUCAGUAGUGGGCUUCCCGACAUCUCCGUCGCAGUUCGCCCCUCUCGCUACUAGACUUGAGGUAUCGCAGGACUCGUUAGAGUGUACUCCGCCCUCUGUYGCAGUACCGUCUGCGCCUCCGCAGACCACCGACUCCCCUCCUUCCCCGCCGCGACUACCGACGCGUCGAGCCAUUCACUCCGCCCGUUGCAGCGAGCAGCUUGCUUCUCGCGAGGACGUUGUGUCCUCUCUUCUGGACUUGAGCAUGCUUCAGGCUCGUCAGGAGCGACUCACCCUCCAUGUCGCUGCACUGCGUCGCCUUCUCGCCAUUCUCUAUGACCCUGAUCGCACCCUCUCGAUCAUCCCCGUACGACUCGGGACCUCCACGAGGGUGUACUCAGCGCUGUUGGAUUCCGGUUCUGAAGGCGACUUCAUUCACCCACGCUUGGUGAAGGAAGCCCGCUUACCCACGACAUGGUCUCCGACUCUCAUCUCCGUUACCCUAGGGGAUGACAAGACCGAGCGCUUCUUCGAUCAGACGGUCACCGACCUCCCCUUCUUCCUCACUCUCGAGCCGACUGAGCGUUCCCCGACGUCUCGUCGCCACCGCUCCUCUGCACAUUUCGAUGUGAUGGAAAUGGGGUACGACUUCAUUCUCGGCACUCCGUGGUCUCGUCGAUUCCGCAGCACCGAGGCCGAUUGGGCGACCAACACUCUCGUUCUCAAAACGAAGUGUGGACAGACGUAUCCGGUACCUUUCAUAGGUACCACGACGACGCCACGCCCCGAUCCUCCUCCCCCGGAGCCUUCAGUGCCCACACCAUCUCCCUCUAUCACUGUCACCUCGCCUCGGCAGUUCGCUCACUUCAUUCGACAGGACGACGUCACCUUCUUUAUGGUGGACUUGACGGAUCUCUUACACUAUGAUCCACCCUGUCCCGACGCCGAGCUCAUCCCUCUGGACCAGAACCCCCCCUCUAUCUCCAUGGCUCCCAUCUCUACUUCCGUCCCUCCGCCGUCCGUCGAGUCCAGCCCGCCGUCGCGCGCUGACGCUCACGCUGAGGAACUCGCAAGAUAUACGGCUGAGUUGGAGCCCGCAGUUCGUGACCUCAUCCGAGAGUACCACGACGUUUUCCCAUCGUCGUUCUCGUACGCCGGCAUCCCACCGAUGCGUGACGUCGAGCACUCCAUUCAGCUCGUGCCUGAAUAUCGUGUUCACCACCAGGCACCCUACAGACUCUCGAUCCCCGAGGCUACCGAACUCAAGCGUCAGCUUGAGGAGCUCCUGAGACUGGGUUUCAUUAAACCCAGCAACUCCCCGUGGGGUGCACCCGUCCUCUUUGCUCGCAAAGCGGAUGGAACUCUUCGUCUCUGCAUCGACUACCGCGGCCUUAACCGCUACACGGACGGCACUGUCGAGUCUCGCUCAGGUGAUUGUCCGAUAGCCUUCUACUCCCGUCAGCUCCUGCCCGCCGAGAUAAACUACACUGCUGAUGAACGUGAGGUUCUCACAGUAGUUUAUGCCGCUCGACAUUGGCGUCACUACCUUAACGGGGCACCAUUCACGGUGCGCACGGACAACUCUGUUGUCCAGGCUUUUCUGACAAAGCCGAAGCUCACUCCUCGACAGGCUCGCUGGUGGCGCGACCUAUCCGAGUUUAGUUUCACCACUGAUCACAUCAAGGGUGAGACUAAUCGGGUCACAGAUGCCCUAUCCCGGCGCCCUGACCACGACCAGGAGCACAUCCAACUCUCUUCCCUCUCGGUCACCACCGUCCACCACUCGGUGAUCGACGAGUUUCGCACUCAGUACCGCCACUGCCCCGACUAUCGCGACAUCCACGCGACCCUUCGGAGUGGCAAGAUCGUCCCGAACUACUCUCUCGGGGACAACGGUCUUGUGUACUGGCACGGUUCACAGGGCACCAGAGAGCCCCGUAUUUGCGUUCCCUCCACUGGACAGCUACGUGUCCGAGCAGUAGCAGAGUUCCAUGACCAGGCAGCUGCCGGUCAUAUGGGCUUCCACAAGACGUUGGCUCGUGUGAGCCGCCUGUACGUCUGGCCGAAKCGCAAGGACUUUGUGAAGKACUACRUYGCAGAGUGUSCCACCURUCAGGAGGUGAACAGUGCGAACCACCUACCUUAUGGUUUGCUCCAGCCUCUUCCUAUCCCUGAGGGUCGUUGGCAGUCCAUCUCGAUGGACUUUAUCGGUCCUCUUCGACCUCCGACCCCCCGCGGUCAUGGUGCUAUCCUGGUCGUCGUCGACCGCUUCACGAAGCGUGCACGCUUUGUUCCGUGCCGCUAUGCCAUCACUGCACGUGAGGUCGCCGACAUUGUAUUUGACCGAGUCGUGCGUGACCACGGCUUACCUCUGAGGAUCAUAUAUGACCGUGACCCUCGCUUUACCAGCCGAUUCUGGCGACGGCUCCACGAGGUGUACGGCACUCAGCUCCGCUUCUCCUCGUCUUACCAUCCUCAGACUGAUGGUCAGACUGAGAUCACGAACAGCACUCUCAGGGAUAUUCUCCGAAAGAUUGUUCGUGACGACCAGCAGUGGGAUCUCCAUCUUGCCCACGCCGAGAUAGCCUACAACCACGCCGUCUCGCCAGCCACGGGGAUGUUGCCUUACUAUUGCGACCUCGGCUAUCACCCGCGUGUUCCCGCGGACUUCCUUCGACCGUCCGAGAUGCACCCCGACACGAGUUGUCCYGCGCUGGAUGAUUGGGUUGCACACAUGACGUCGAUUAUGAAGACCGCACAUGAGCACAUAGCCGCUUCCCAGACUCGCAUGGCAGCACGUGCGAACCGAUCGAGGAUGGAUCACCCAUUCAAGGUCGGUGAUGAUGUGCUUAUCGACGCCCGCCACUUACAAACUCGAAGCGGACACGCUUCGCAAGUUUCGGCGUCGCUUYUUUGGCCCAUGCCGCAUCCUCCAGGCCGUCGGUUCUGAUACGCCAUCUAGCCCGGUCAGCUUUCGUGUGAAGCUGCCCGACUACCUACGCCAGGCUCGUGUGCAUGAUGUCU